Funneliformis caledonium is the source of this 222-nucleotide messenger RNA. The record is from the annotation of a GenBank genome assembly. NCBI's taxonomy places the organism in Eukaryota, Fungi, Glomeromycota, Glomeromycetes, Glomerales, Glomeraceae.
AUGUCUUCCUUAUCACGAGUAUUUAUUCCAAAUUGUGAUCACAAACGCUUUAAUGAAAUUGCAGACGCCAACCCACAAUAUCGUAUGAGUCUUAUCGAAGGUCGGCUUGAGAUAUCAAUGCCAGUGAGUGCUUAUACCGGCCAGAGACAAGCAAGAAUUAUUACGCAAGUUGGCAACUGGCGUGCUGCAAACAGUAAUUUGGUUGGACACUUUGGUUCUUAG